UUUGCUUCAAACCCUGACGCAUCUACUCGUACAAAUUUUACGGCGUUUAUCGUACGGAAUUCCGUCUUAUUCUUUUUUUGGUACGUUUCCUCGGCACGGUUGCGCCUCUACUGUCCUCGUACAGGCCAGAAGGGUCGAGGUGGUCGCAAAGGAGGAGGAAAAAGGAUUGGAAAAAGCGGAAAGAAAAAGAAAAAAGAAAAGAAGGGAUAAAAAAGGGAUAAAAAAGGAAAAAGUAAAGGUCGGUCUUCCGAUUUGGCCGCCUUCCAUCAUCAUCGACACGGGAAAUAAGCAUCUCGGUCGCAACGAUCAAUCUGACUCAAACCAAUCUCCAUGAGUUCUCGAUGGAAGCGAAGGAAAAUAACGGCUCAAGAAAAUCCCCAGGGGCAAGCAAUAAGGCAGAACAACGAAGAAGUUCCGCUGAUGGUCGUCGAGGGAUCAACGGCGACGAUAGGGAUACCGAUGCAAGCGGACGAGGGUCUGAGAACUCCAACGCUCCAAAGUUAUACCAUACUUUGACCGCCUGCACACGAUGCAGGAGUCGAAAAACACGCUGUGAUGCAGGCCUACCAAAAUGUGGACCAUGUGAGCGAAGUGGUGCACACUGCGAAUUCUUCGAUUCAACGAAGCAGAAAACGAUCCCAAGAAGUUAUGUCGUCCAUCUGCAAAAUAGGGUCCGAGACUUAGAGGAGCAGAUAAAGGUCAGGGAGGCCCUUUUCCUUGAGUCCGAGGCUCCAAACAGCGAAGAACUUGUCAGGGGAGUCGGCCUGGUAAACUUCGCCGACUACGAGCAUUAUAAGGAACCACGAUAUGUAGGUUCCUCGAGUGGAGUUACUGUAACCCGCUUGGUCCUAGAGGCCACGAAGAAGAACCUAGAUUCUCAGGCUUUUAAGGAUUUGACUUCCCAACAUCGAAAUACUUUUCGACAUGCGCUGCGAACCAACCCAGAUCCAGGUGAUUCACACGCAAAUCUCAGCUCUUUGCCGGCUUCCAGACUCCCCAGCCGUGAGAUCACUGAUAAGCUGGUCGAGCUUUUUUGUGCAAGAGCACUCUAUCAACUCCCCGUACUUCACGAGCCUACGUUUGUCCAAGAUGUAGCCGAUGUGUAUGCCGGCUCGGGGGAUCCCUUCAAAAAUUUCCAACUGAAGAUGGUGCUAGCGAUUAGUAUGCAGAAGCUAUCGAAGCACUAUGCUGGCCUUGCUGAUAGCUAUUUCCUCGCUGGCUUGCAGCAUAUGGAGGACGUCCUGGAGGCUAUGGAUCACAGGACACUCCAGUGCUUGCUUGUAAUGGCACAAUAUGCUCUAGUAACCCCCACUCGCAUGGCGGUCUAUCACAUAGUUGGGAUUGCAGUCCGGCUGUGCAUACAGCUUGGGUAUCAUCAGGAGCGAACAAUCAUGCUCAGUGCCACCCCCCUCGAUCCGGUAACUAAAGAUAUGAGAAGAAGGUGGUUUUGGACGUCUGCCUCUAUGGAAUAUGGGCUUUCCCAUGUACUAGGCCGGCCAUCAGCAUUUGCAACCGCAGACGCCUUUGUGGACGUUGGAUUUUAUGAACCAGUCGAUGAUGUGUACAUAACAGCUGGUGGAAUCCUACCAGGUCCCGUUUCUGUUAAAAAACUGAUAUCCAUGCAUUUCUUCCGUAUGAGGAGGCUACAGGCCGAGAUUCGACAAACAUUAUAUCAAAACCCAAGGGAACACCCGAAAAAUAACAGCGACCCUUGGUUUGCUCAAAUUCAUGCGAAACUUGACAACUGGAGAGCCUCUUGUCCUGUAGAUGAACACGGUGGUACUAUGAAUCCAGACUGGUUUGAUCAUAGAUACCAUCUUAUGAUCAUCUUCACCUAUCGCCCAAGCCCUCAGAUACCCCAACCCUCAGCAGAGGCGGUCUCGCACUGUUAUAACUCCGCCAUAAAGGGAAUUCAUCUCCAAAAGAAAAUGUUUGAAGAAAAGUCAAUCGACUUCACCUGGGUCUACCUUCAUCAGAUCUACACUGCGACUAUCACCCUGAUCUGGACUCUGUACAGCAGCCAGAUUCGUGGAGUGCACCAUCGGGAGGAAGUGGAGCGUAAUCUGGGGAUCAGUCUUUCCUUGUUAGCUAGGCUCGCAGAACGUUGGCCGGGCACAGAAGCAGCGGCAGACCUAUUUGACAGACUAGGUCAGGCGGCCUUGCAGAGCUAUUCCGGGAAUAGUAGACACUCUACUCAAUCACCCUCCACCGGGUCGCAUCACUCCCACGCCGGAUCUCCGCCAGCAACGAGGACUAGUUUCUCCCCCCAUAGCCAUUCCUCCCCAUGCACGUACGAGAGUUCGUCUGGCUCACGCUCGGUGGAAAUGACACCUAGUCCUGGAACAUCUGGAACGGCUACUUCUCAUGGUGCCUCAUAUUCCACUGGGUUUCGUUCUACCGAUUACGAGAAUGAGCAGAACCGUAGUCCCCCAGGCCCAGAGUUGCCCGAAGCCGCAGAUUUGCCAAGCAUAUUCGAUCCGGCCUCAAUGUAUAAUGUGUUUCCAACAAAUGGCAUUCCAGGGUUCCUGGGUGGCUGGGACCCUGCGGACCCUUUUUUUGGUGGCAUAGGUAGUGCACAAAAUAUCGAAGCGUUGGGGGCUAUGAAUGGACAACCUAUCGGUAUCGAUGCUGCAAACGUGCUUAACCAACAGCAGCAACAGAAUGAACUAUUGAAUAUCCUCCAGGACGAAUCCUUACAGCGGUUUGAUGUAACGAGGCAUUGGGUUCCCGAUUACGAGAGUCCGCAAUUUUAUUGACCUCUUGGUCGGGGUUGGCGGUGUUUCUGCUUUUGAUCUCUGCAGUUUUCAUCGAUACCUUCCAUUCUCCUUGUUUCUUUCUCGAACGGGUUGGUGGAAUGGAUGGUGAAAUUGCAAUAUGGCUUAUGGUUUUCCUUAAUUCUCUGGUUAUUAGGCUGUCAGUUUCUAAAAAAUCAUCAAAUUUAUUGAAACGAAA
This is a messenger RNA of Tuber melanosporum (Perigord truffle), 2952 nucleotides long. RefSeq lists its product as uncharacterized. The record is from RefSeq and is a predicted model, not a curated record. Gene Ontology annotation, biological process: DNA-templated transcription; positive regulation of transcription by RNA polymerase II. Lineage: Eukaryota; Fungi; Ascomycota; Pezizomycetes; Pezizales; Tuberaceae. Gene Ontology annotation, molecular function: sequence-specific DNA binding; zinc ion binding; DNA-binding transcription factor activity, RNA polymerase II-specific. The transcript has 7 exons. The coding region runs from base 342 to 2756 and encodes 804 amino acids.